UGCGAUUCCUGUUUACAAACAGCAACCUAGCGACUCGUCUAAUCAUGAGGAAUGCUAGUUUAGCUGAUUAGUAACUAAAAUUGAGGAUCUUUAUCUUUCUUAUAUACACUCUAAUUACCCAUUAAACUUGACAGCCUAUACUAUCAUAGAUGAUGAAGAUCUAAAUACUAAAUUUAAAAUACUGUAAAUACUCAUACUGUAAACUUGAAACUACUGAGUGACUGUAAAUUAGUGUAAAUACCAAAAGUCUGAAAAGUUAAAGUUAAAGUGUAAACACACUCACACUGUAAAAGUUACUAAAAGUAAGAGUUGAUUUCAUGUGACCACACAAACCCAGUUGCAUAUUUUGCCACAUCUAAUUGAGAUAAAGCUGUUUUCUGCAAAGAGGGUCUAUCACUUAAUAAAGGUCACAGAGAGCAGCCAGUUGCUAUGGCUGAUGAAGAAACAUUACCACUUGUUGUUGAAAUAUCUCGACCCACAAGAGAAGCUUGGGGGCCAACAAAUGAAACUGAUGAUAAUGAAGACAUUUAUACAGACAAUGAAGGUGAGCCUGAUAAUUCUACUGAGGAGCAGGUGACACAAACAACAAAUUAUAAGCCCCGUAACGGCCAGAGAAAAGUGGACAUGACGCCGCCUGAGGACAAUUUAAAACGUUCAGAGAAACUGGCCAAACAGUACUCAUUGAAAAACAAAGCUGAUAAAGCCAUUCGAGAAUUGAUCAAAUGUAUGGCUUACACAAGGAUUAUUUAUGGACCCUCUCACUGGAAGUAUGCACAGAGCAUAGCCAACUUAGCCGAAGGCUACCUUGACUUAAAAAAUUACUGGGCUCAAGCAGAGCAUCACGCUGACACUGCACGUUCCAUCCUGCUCCAUGGAAGCCAUUUGGCCUCUUCAAUGGAAGAGAAAGCCUCGUUGUAUUCAGUUCUUAUUCAAAUUUAUGGAAUUAUUGGCCGAGCUUCAACUGCAUUAAAGAAAUAUCCAGAAGCUGAACAGGCAUUACAAAAGGCUGACAAAAUCUUACAGGAAAGGGCCAAGUUGUCAUGUGUGACUGACAGAGAAUGUAAUUUACUGGACAUAUCUUUAUACCAAUGCAUGGCCAGAUUGUAUGCCAAAGAGAAGAAGCAUGCACUUGCCUGUGAGAAAUAUGAUAAGAUUCUUGAACUCUCGACCAAAGAGUUUGGACCUGACAGUAAACAAGUUAUGCAAACGUACACAGAAUAUGGACAGCUUGAACAGUCUAAAGGCAAAUAUGCUAACCAUGAUAAGGUCAUUGACCUCUUUCUAAGAGCACACUCUAUAGCUUCAGCUAUUCACAAAGAGGGUCAUCCUGACCUUAUUGACACAGCCUUGAACCUAUCUCAGGCUCAUGCAGGGACAGGAUUAGAGGAAUCUGAAAGCUCAGCUUUAAGUUACAUGGAGGACUGCCUGAGAUCAUGUACAACCAUUCAUGGCCCCAGCCAUGCCAAGACAUUAGAAGUGCAAGAACAAUUUGCUAAGAUGUUACUCAGGAUGGACAAGACAAGUGAAGCUAUGCAGAUUCUACAGUCAAGUCUGCCAUCUAAAUGUGAAGUGUUUGGAGACUACUCAGAGCAGGUGGCUGACACCUACAAACUUAUAGGCAGCAUUUAUUUGACUCAGGGAAAUAUUGAAAAGGCUUUACUCACAUAUAAAAAGUGUCAUACCAUUGAAUCUCUGUUGCUCGGUAAGAACCACAGAAAAACUAAAGAUACACAGCAUACAAUGGAGAUUUUAUUAUCCAAUCCCAACUUAUCUCAUACUUUUGUCUUGAACAAAGAAGAUCAACUGCUGAAAAGGCCAAGGUUUUGUAAUGUUGUUGGCAGAACAAAAUAACUGAUACUCAGAACUUGGAAAGAAAGAUACUGUUGAUUCCGCAUCAAUAAAGUGACAGGACCAAUCAUUUUAAUGCUAAUUUUUUAAUAGAAAUUUUAAUGUGCAUUUGAAUAAACACUGCUCACCAUAAUUAACAAUUUAUAUUUUGAAAGUUACUUGACAAACUUCAGACAUUUUUAUAUUCCCUUCUAUCCAAAGAACAAGAGUGUAGCUUAUGCAUGUGGUUACUGAUAGUUGCAUCAGAUUUAUUUAACAAAGAGAUUGAUCUUGCUUUGUUUUGUUCAUUUGAAAGAGUGUCAAAACCCAGUUGCAAGCCAGCGAUAAAUAUUAGAUCACAUUGAUUCAUUUGUACAAUUUUGUCAUGUGCCUGCACUUCUAAGUUCUAUGGUUACAGUGUUUAAAAUGUGUGCUGCAGUUUUCUGGACAAUCAGAUCAUCGCAAUCUUCAUUUCAUUAACUUGAUGCUGAUGGAAUCCUCAUGUCCUGUUUAAAGCUCUGCACUUGUUAAUCUUUCAUCAUUUUAAAAAAUAAAUGCUUACUGUAACAUUUCUCUCAUCUGUCACUUGGCUUUCGUCGUAGGGGUGCUGUGACCAGUUCGUGCAACUAAAAGUCUCUCCACUUCUCUUGGUCAGCAACUGUUUUUAGCAGGAUAUCAAAUGAUAAGCCGGUCAAUUCUUUAGCGUUGUCCAGCCAACUUUUGUUUGGAUGACCCUUUCUUCAUACUCCUUCCACUAUACUAUGAAAAAUGACUUUUGGCAGUGAGUCUUACAAUGUGACCAAACUAGCUCAGCUUUCAUCUCUCACAGGAUUGAGGUGUUCCUCCUUUUUGCCAGCCAGAGAGUUGACUUGUAAAAAUGAAAACUCUUUGUCUUCUUUUCCUGGUAUCUGAUACCCAGCAUUUUUCUGUAGAAUUUACUCUCAAAGGCUUGAAUUCUCCUUUCAGCCUCAGCUUGUCAGUGUCCCACUUUCACAACCAUAUUGGAGUAGGGUAUAACUGCAUCAAUCAGUUGGAAAAUCACGACUAGAUCAGCAAGUGAGCUAAAAAAAAUUAAGAUGUAUGUAUGUAGUGGCUCAAUGAACUUUUUUUUUAUGUCUGUUCUCUUUUUGUGGAAUGUUAAGUCUUUUCUCUUUUUGUAAUGGUCUUUCUCUUUUUGUGGAAAUUGUUUGGUCUUUUUUCUCUUUUUGUGGAAUUUUUAUUUUAAUUGAAAAAAAGACUUUGUAAUCAUAACACAUUUCCGAUAAAGAUUUAUAAAGCUGUCUUUAGUCCUAUGAUCACAUUGACCCCUAUUACAACUCAAACUACUGCCCCAAUUCGUUUGCAAGACUUCACUGUUUUCUUUUAUUUAAUGAAUUAAUUUAUAUUUAGAUUGAAUUUUUUAUGUAUGCGGAAUAUUUAUUUGUGUAAUGUCUAUUAAAUAUGUAUCUAGGCCUCUAUGUAGAAUUGUAAGUGUAUAUAGUUUGUCGCUGCAACUGAAAUGUUAGGAAGUUAGUAAUCUGUUCGAUUUAAAUUGAAUAAAAACAAUGUUAAAGAAAAUUAUUGUUUCUGGAAAUAUGUGACUAAGUAAAGCAGGCUAUUUUGUUCAAGAAAUUGAAACAAGAUUUGUUUCAUU
Messenger RNA from Biomphalaria glabrata, 3460 nucleotides. Its product is annotated as tetratricopeptide repeat protein 23-like. Gene Ontology annotation, molecular function: protein binding. The coding region runs from base 430 to 1851 and encodes 473 amino acids. Lineage: Eukaryota; Metazoa; Mollusca; Gastropoda; Planorbidae. The transcript is spliced from 14 exons. The record is from RefSeq and is a predicted model, not a curated record.